Molecule: messenger RNA, 417 nt
Organism: Ectocarpus sp. CCAP 1310/34
Lineage: Eukaryota; Phaeophyceae; Ectocarpales; Ectocarpaceae
Source: the annotation of a GenBank genome assembly
AUGCCCAACCCAUCUCUCCAAACGAAAACUCCAGAUAUCCUCACCCAGGCGGCUAACAUGGACAUGCAAAUGUCCAUCCAGCAUGACCGCAUCAAGAGCGCCAAGGUCGAGCAGUUGCAGAGGAAGAAGGAGAAACUGGCUGAGGAGAGGGAGAGGAACGCCCAGCGAAAGAUCAACGAGGUGGACGCUGAGCUUCUGGCCCUCACCAACGUCAACGUCCACAGAAGCUUCGCGAUCUCCGACUCGGUCAGCGCUACCAACCAUGACCGCCGCUACACUGGGACCGCUGACCCCCAGAUGGAAUCGGCGUACGCUGCACCCCCCCCAGGGUCGACUGUCACCACCACAAGCCGUUCGGCCGCCCCGCCGAACCAUCACGACUUUGUGGGUGGUGUUACACAGGUCCAUAUCCAGUAG